UCAAACGUGUAUGUAGACAAACUUAACCUAAAACAAAUGCAGCACACCCCGUUGCAUCCACAUUUUACGACCCCAAAUAAUCUCGUGCAACUCGGUGUUUCUAGUUUUAAAUUUUAAUCCACACAUAUAAAACACGGUGUUUCUUCUGUUUAAUCAUCCAUAACUCAUUUUCUCAAAAAAUAAAAAUCAUCAAUAAUUCAUCAUUCACCUAAAAACAUCACAAAAUACCCAAAAUAUCUGAAAUUUCCGAUCACCGGAGUUCAGAUCCCGAAACCCACACAAUGACGACGACGACGACGUUUCCAUCGCCGCUAAAAGCCAUAACCCUAACCCACAUCCGUUACGGAAGAGGCGACAAAUUAGGUCAUUUCUUAGCAUGGAUAUCACUCGUCCCCGUCUUCAUCAGCUUCGGCGGUUUCAUCUCCCACUUCAUCUUCCGCCGCGAAAUUCAAGGAAUCUUCUUCUUCCUCGGCUUAAUCGUUUCCCAAUUCAUCAACGAGUUCAUCAAAACCACCGUCCAACAAGCUCGGCCCGAAACAUGCACGCUUCUCGAAAUGUGUGAUUCUCACGGCUGGCCUUCGAGUCAUUGCCAGUACAUGUUCUUCUUUGCGACUUACCUUACUCUAUUGGCUUCUAAAGGAACUGGUUUCUCCAAAAACAUUGGGCUUAACCUACUUACUUGGUCUCUUGCUUUUUUGACUAUGUAUUCUAGGGUUUAUUUGGGUUAUCAUACUGUUGCUCAGGUUUUGGCUGGUACUGGUUUGGGGGUUUUUCUUGGUGCGGCUUGGUUUUGGAUUGUGAACAAUCUUUUGUUCCCUUUUUAUCCUGUUAUUGAAGAAAGUGCUUUUGGAAGGUGGUUCUAUGUUAAGGAUACUUCACAUAUUCCUAAUGUGUUGAAGUUUGAGUAUGAUCAAGCUAGAGCUUUUAGAAAAAAAAUCGCAUCCGAAUCCGAAUCUGAAUCCAAGUCUGAUUAAGUAAUGGGUAGAUCUCCUUGAGUUUCUUUCAGGACUUGUUUUACAGGUAUUUAUGACAGCAUUAUAUUUCCUAUAGAAGCCAAUUUGCCCAGGUUAUAAAUGGCAUCUGUGAAGAGAGCAGCAAAACAUAUUGAUAUUUUACGCUCGUGAUGAUGAUGCCUAUGAAAUGAUGUAACAGCAUAAUGUUAUUACGUGUUAUAGAUUAUAGAUAGACAUUUGAAUAUUUAAUCUUGUUUUCUAUUCGGGUUGAUGCGAAGAUACAUACAAUUCAAAUACAAAGUACAGACAACUGAGGGAAUAAAUUCCCCCAGUAGCAUGCUUUAUAUAAAAUUAUAGCUACAUAUUAAAUUAUGAACUUGAUACA
Messenger RNA from Lathyrus oleraceus (garden pea), 1338 nucleotides. RefSeq names its product lipid phosphate phosphatase gamma. The transcript has 2 exons. Bases 282 to 974 code for a protein of 230 amino acids. Gene Ontology annotation, biological process: protein N-linked glycosylation; lipid biosynthetic process. Gene Ontology annotation, molecular function: dolichyldiphosphatase activity. Gene Ontology annotation, cellular component: intracellular membrane-bounded organelle; endoplasmic reticulum membrane. Lineage: Eukaryota; Viridiplantae; Streptophyta; Magnoliopsida; Fabales; Fabaceae. The record is from RefSeq and is a predicted model, not a curated record.